AACUAUGAAGAAAAAUAUCCUGAGGAUGCCAUCUAUGAAGAGACGGCACCUAACGCGAGGGUUUGGAGAACGUACGAAGAUGAAAGCAGGAUCCACGACGCUAAUAUGGUGGAAGAAUCCCGGGAUAAUGUCGAUGUGCUGCUUGUCUUCGCGGGUCUUUUCUCAGCGGUUGUGACGACUUUCGUCGUUCAAACAUCGCAGAGUUUGCAGCCGGACUAUUCUGCAAUGUCAGCAUCUCUACUUUAUGAAUCUGUCCUUGUUCAACGUGCCAUCGCCAACGGUUCCUCGGUCGACACCAUCGCUCCAUCCCCCCUUAGCCCCAACAUUGCCUUCGUGCCCGCAACCACAGACGUUUGGGUGAACGGACUCUGGUUCACGAGUCUGUUCCUCAGCCUCACGACAGCUCUCUUCGCCGUUCUCGUCAAACAAUGGCUCCACCACUACGUCGUUCUGCCAUCCGGAACACCGCGUGAGCGUGCUUUUACUCGGUUCCUCCCCUUUCUUAUGCACCUCGCGCUCGCUAUCUUCUUUGCAGGAUUGGUCAUUUUCCUACAUCCGCUACAGGCGACUCUGUCGUGGUCCAUCUGUGCGGCAACUGUCGUUGUCUAUGGAGCAUAUAUGGUUGCAACCAUUCUUCCCUUUCUCUUCCCUCGAUGUCCCUAUCGUAUGCCUCUCUACGAUCUUGUUUUCUUUUCCUUUUGUUGGCUCAUUCCACGAGUAUCAUGGGAGGAACUGUGGAGGUCACGACGUUUUGGGAACAUAAUUAUUCGACAUCUUCCCCAUCUUAAACGAAGGAAAACAAGGUCUGAGUCAGAGUCCGUGAAGCAGAUAUCAGAAAACUUGGCUGCUGAAGCACUAGACUAG
This is a messenger RNA of Desarmillaria tabescens, 864 nucleotides long. RefSeq lists its product as uncharacterized. Lineage: Eukaryota; Fungi; Basidiomycota; Agaricomycetes; Agaricales; Physalacriaceae. The annotation marks the transcript as partial. The transcript is spliced from 3 exons. The record is from RefSeq and is a predicted model, not a curated record.